Molecule: messenger RNA, 3903 nt
Organism: Anguilla rostrata (American eel)
Lineage: Eukaryota; Metazoa; Chordata; Actinopteri; Anguilliformes; Anguillidae
Product: kinesin-like protein KIF13B
Exons: 4
Coding region: 301-1833 (510 amino acids)
Biological process (GO): cytoplasmic microtubule organization
Cellular component (GO): nucleus; microtubule plus-end; cytoplasm
Molecular function (GO): microtubule plus-end binding
Source: RefSeq, a predicted model, not a curated record
CCAUUUCCAUCCACUUGGAUUACUAUAUCCGGGAGGUGACACCUUAAACCUGUACUCACCUAGCAUCCAUAGUGUCUCCUUUUGCAGGUUGCUGUCCGUCACCACUUGCCCACAUCAUUACAAGUGUCCUUGUAAAUAACAUCAGCUUCACUUGCUUAAAAUCCGUUGUUUUGUUUUUUUAUUUAUAUCAACCACAUAGUCUGGACAUUUUGUUGAAAAAUGCUUGAAAAUUACAUUCUUUUUGCUAUUUCAACCUUUCUCUGUUUCUCCUAUCUGGUCUUGCUCCAUGUAUGGUAAUCUAUGGAUUUCUGUUACUGGUGUUUCCUAUACCACUUCAUGUUCUUUCCACUUCCUGUUCUGUCCACUCCCUUUACUCUGUCUCCUGGCCUUUCUCUUUUGCCUUUUCCUUCAUGCUUUUUCUCUUACUCCCCUGUCAUCUCCCUCACUCCCAUCACUAACCCUUUCACCCUCCCUUGUUCCCUGUUAAUCUUUCUGUUCCUUCUCAUCUUCAUUUGCUUGUUCAUUUCUUCCUCUUCCACCUGCUUGGCUGCUUCUUAUAUCUCCCCAGUGAAGGCCAUGGUCCCACAGAUGCCCAAGUUGCUCAAGUCUCUCUUCCCUGUUCGGGAUGACAAGAAAGACCUGCGCCCAUCUCCCCUCACUCAGCAGGUCACACCACGUAUUAUGGUACAGUCCCCAAGCGUUGACGAAGGCCCACUUAAACCAAAGCUGGUGGCUGCAGAGGGAGGGACUCCUGCUAUGGAGGAGCAGAGCCAUGGUGCAGAGAGACAACCUGAGUAUCCCGAAGCUCCGUUUUCUUUUGCUCAAGAGACGCAAGAUAUGCCCCUCAGCCCUGUAAGCGAAGUAUCAAGUGGAUACUUUUCCACCAGCGUUUCCACAGCAACGCUGUCUGACGCUUUGGUACCAAGCAGGGACCAAACUCCCUCUACCAGUCCGGGUCCAGCAAUGGUCACUGUGGCAAGCAGCCAAGGUGACUGUGAGAGCAAGGACAUGAUGGGUAACUCCAGUGAUUUUAUAGUGACAUCAGAGAAGAACAGGUCAUCAGAGCUGCCUGACAUAGAGCAACAGCCUAAGAGGAUAAUGGCCCAGCAGGCAGCAGAUGGCAACGUCCUUCCGUCUGCCUCUCCCCAUGAAAUAUGUCAACCCCCCCCCCCUCCCUGUCCCCCUGAAAUCCACCACAACCCUCCAAAAACACAUCAAAUCUGCUCAUCUCUCUGUGAAUCACAGCAUGACAGCCCCACUCCAACGUUACCCCCCCAGGAACAACCAUCAAAAUCCACAGGAACGAACCCCUUCAAAAUACAGAAGGUGAAGACCUCUGACCUGAAAUCCUUUACACGCAUCCUGGUCGAGGAUGUGGAGGAGGAAGGGGUGAUGGCAGGACAGGGGGAGGUCCUGGAGAAGCUACAGAUCACCUUAGAUUCAGAGGAGGGGCAGGAUGAAGCCCUUGCAGACUGGCUGAGAGAAGGCGAGCAUGUGACAGUUGGUACCAACAAGAGUGGGAUGGUUCGCUACAUUGGACCCACAGACUUUGCCGACGGCAUCUGGGUUGGUGUAGAGCUGGAUGCCCCUACUGGCAAGAACGACGGCUCUGUUGGCGGUCGGCAGUACUUUCGCUGUAACCCUGGUUACGGUGUGCUGGUCCGGCCAGACAGAGUCAGUCGUGGGGGUGGAGCCAAGCGACGUGGGGAGAACCGCCCUAGUGGCAAUUUCUUUGGGUCCAGCCCCAAUCUGGCAGCCCUAACCGUACUGGCCAAAGGUGAGCGGGGCGGAAUCACUCGACGGGGGGAGAACCGCAAGUCCUGGAACACCUGAGAGUGGGGGAGAGCCUAGCACGAAGGCCACUGCCCUUGAUGGGCUGCUGCUUCAUUACAAAGGAGGCGGGGUCUGACUGACAGUUCGAUGGGCCCUGCAGUCUGCACACGUGGUACAGGUCAGGGCGACUGUGGCACCAUCUUCUCCCCCUCAUGAACACUGACAGAAAUGCACUAUGUUACAGGAUGCACCUGUUCUGAAACCCCUUCCUUACCUCCUACCAUUUGUUUUUCUACAGCCAUUUUCCCUGUAUCUUCCUUGUCUUUAUAUAGAAUAUUUAAAAAUUAUAUUCCACAAUGUGCCUUUAUGAAUGAAAAUUUCAUGUCCCUCCUUGGAGAGAAAAUGCCUUGUUUUAGAUUUUAAGUGAUCUCAGGGACUGUUCAGAGCAUGAAUGUGCUUUUGGGAGAUGGCAGUUACUGCCAGGGUUGAAAAUCUGAGAAUCCUUUAUUUUUUCCGUCUUUGGGCUGUAUUUGCAGACCCUUCCUUUUAAUACUAGUCCAUAGUGUGAAAUUUUAAACAAAUGUCAGAAUAAUUGGGAACAAAUUGCACAAUGUAUAAUUCUCCUGUUAGACUUGGGUCCAGGGUAUUGUUCCAAAUACAGUAUAAAUUGGUAAUUUUCAUUUCAGCGGUUGUGAGAUGAAUAAAGUUUAUAUUCUGGAGACAGAAUAUCAGAGCUUUUGUGUUGCAUGUAUAAAAUGUAUUGGGAUGUAAUUGUCCUGAAGUGUGUAUUGGGUCUAUAAUACUGUAUGAAUGCUAUGUGAACUGAACUUUUUAUGUGUUGGAGAAGAUGCCUCUGUCUACUGCUUUCUUCAGGCUCGAUUCCUUGUCAACAUUUUAUAAACAGUAGCUUUUUAAUGUUUUGUGUAAUCGUUUCUUAUGCUGAAUCACCGAGGACACACAAAGACUUGGCUUCUCCCCCCCCCCCUUUUUUUUUUUUUAAGCAUUCUUCAGAUCUAUUUAUAUGUCAUAACUACGGCCACAAGUUUGUCUCCUCUUUUGUUGUACUUAAGUCCUCCGUCAGCAAGCAGUCAUGAUAGCCUCUUUGUCAAGCCUUUCUAAAACCAUUGUCCCUUUUGCACCACUUCAAUAAUCUAACUUAAGGCUGCAUUCACACCAGAUCAAGCCGCUAAUUAAGCACAGAUGAUGAUUGAUGGCGAUGUUUACAAGCUCACAUGUUAGUAGUAUCAGGUAUUUUUCGGAUAAGCUUGGAGAUCCCACAGUCUGCUGGUUUUUUUUUAAGAUCGGCAACAAAUUCAGACCCAAGAAACCAGGUGACCUGAGUUAUUAGUGUAGUCAAAUGCUUUAACUUAUCAAUUGCUAUGCUGAAUAACAACAAAACCCAGCAGACCAGAAGCAAGGACCACUGACUCAAUGACAUGCUUUUCAUAGCAUUUAAACUUCCUUCCAUGUUCACUUUCCUUCCUGACUCGCUCCAUAUUAGAUCAACUAAUUGUUUAUGUCAAUGUCUCAAUUACAAACUUAACUGUACAAUUAGUCGCUUGUCUGUGCCAUUGCAGUGCCUGUGGGGACACCUGGAGGAUAACCACUGAAAUCCCUGAAGGAGACAAACUGGUGGCCGUUGCCAUAACCAGUAAAGGCAUCACUUUCAUAGUGCAAAUGAAAAACUAUUUUAACACUAUCAGACUAACUGUCAUAUUGUUCUAAGAAUCCUCCUAAUGUUCAAGGCCAUUUGUAAUGUGGUUAGAAUGGUGGCUUGGACAGAAAAAACAUAGGGUUUCUGAAAAGCUUUCAAAUCUGCCAUAUUGAUUUUCACUGCAUGGAAUCAUUUGAAGCUUGAUUCACGUGGAACUGCAUCUGUAUGUAUCUCAGUUUGUGCGAAAAGGAGGAUGUGCUGUUGAGACGUUGCUAUACCAAUAUUUUUUAAAAAAUCUUUUAAUAGAAUGCCUUGCUACAAUUAUUAUGAAAAGUAAUGCAUGCUACUCGAUUUUAACGCUUGUAUAUUUAUUUUGUAAAAUGGAAAUGAGACAUUUUAAUUGUACUAAGAUUUCUCACAUGAUUUUAUUACUAUGGGACUCUAAUAAACAUUAUAAAUGGAGAAAUAAGUGAAAA